GCGAGACGAGAGGAGAGCAGAUCGCUUACUUAGCCAGAGAGAGAGAGAGGAGAGAGAGGGAGGAGAGGUUCUCGCGGCGGCGAAUGAUUGGGGCGCAUGUGUGGGACAACCAGAUCCUAGCUGCUCAUCGCGAUACAAAUCCCAUCCCCGUCUCCCCCCCAAUUCCAUCGCUGUCCUCCAAUCUCUCCUCUCUCCCAAUCAUCGUCUCAUCUGCGCGCCGUCUCUCCCCCCGAUUCGGCUUCGUCCCCGCCGCCGUACUGCGCCGCCGCCGGUGCCGACCUGCUGCUGCUGCGGGGGAGAUCUGUCCGGGUGUGCGGCUGAUUCGCUUUCCGUCGCUGCAGCUCUACAGGUUUCUUCGGCAGCAACUGUAGUAGAAAAGAAAGAGGGGAAGAUUCGCAGUUCAUAUGGCAAAACCUGCUAAUAGCAUUGGCCGUAGCACGCCAAGAUCAAAUGAGGGGAUGAGGCUCAUAUUCUCGGCAGUUGUUGGUGUUAUGUUGGGAUACUUGUUUGGGGUUUCCUUCCCUACAGUAAAUAUAACCAAGCUUCACUUCCCUUCCAGUAUUAUCUCCUAUAUAGAAGAUAGGAACUCUGGCAUCACAACCCAGACAUUGUUAAAUCAUGCGUGGGCAUCUGCAAAUCGUCAUAACAAAAACAAUUCCGAUUCAACCUCUGAAGAAGUUCCUAAGAUUUAUGUUCCCACAAACCCUAAAGGUGCUGAAAGGCUCCCACCAGGCAUUGUUGUUUCUGAAACAGAUCUUUUUCCACGGAGAUUGUGGGGUGAUCCUAGUGAGGACCUGAGUAGCGAACCACGGUACCUUGUUACUUUUACAGUUGGAAUUACACAGAAGGCUAAUAUUGAUGCUGCUGUCAAAAAGUUUUCAGAUAAAUUCACUAUCAUGCUAUUCCAUUAUGAUGGCCGGACUACUGAAUGGGAUGAAUUUGAGUGGUCUAAAAGAGCUAUCCAUGUGAGUGUCAGGAAGCAGACUAAGUGGUGGUAUGCAAAGCGGUUUUUGCAUCCUGAUGUUGUUGCCCGAUAUGACUACAUAUUCAUCUGGGAUGAGGACCUAGGUGUUGAGCAUUUCAAUGCAGAGAAGUAUAUUGAACUUGUUAGGAAGCAUGGGCUAGAUAUCUCUCAGCCUGGUUUGCAACCUGACAAGGGACUGACAUGGCAAAUGACAAAACGGCGAGGUGAUCAAGAAGUUCACAAAGUUACUGAGGAGAGGCCAGGCUGGUGCACUGAUCCCCAUCUGCCACCAUGUGCAGCAUUUGUUGAAAUCAUGGCAACCGUGUUCUCUAGGGAUGCAUGGCGCUGUGUCUGGCAUAUGAUUCAGAAUGACUUGGUCCAUGGAUGGGGUCUUGAUUUCGCUCUAAGGAAAUGUGUGGAGCCUGCUCAUGAGAAGAUUGGAGUCGUCGAUGCUCAAUGGAUUGUUCAUCAAGCUGUGCCAUCACUUGGAAACCAGGGCAACGCAGAGAAUGGAAAAGCACCAUGGGAAGGGGUAAGAGCACGCUGUAGGAAAGAAUGGGAGAUAUUUCAAACGAGGCUGGCCGAUGCCGAGAAGGCAUACUACUUAUCACAAGGAAUCACACCACCCAACUCGACCCUAGUUUAGAAGAACACACGAACACGACACGACCUCACCUGUGAUGGCAAGGUUUCUAUUUCGGCAACCUAGCUGGACCUUCCAUAUUAUUCAGUACGUUCAUCAAAGCAGGUGCCUCUAUAUAGAGCUACAGUUCCUUUGCCAGAUUUGUACAUGGAAAGCUCUCGUGGAUCCCACGACUACUGUUUAAUCCUAGCUUUGGUUCAGUUGGUUCUAGUCUCAUUUUGUUUUUGGGUAGUGUGACUAGCUGCGAUGUAAGUAGGCGAUGUAGCAUGGAUUCUGAGGGCCGAGCACUUUGUUUAUACAAUCUGUUGUAUCAUUGACUGGAUGCAAUGUUGGCGUUGCAUUGAUUCCCAUUACUUGUUUCAUCAUGUAAAUUAUUCAGCUGGUCUUACUGUUUUAUGGAGUUAAGGUCGAGCAUUUUGUUUUA
Oryza sativa Japonica Group (Japanese rice) is the source of this 2031-nucleotide messenger RNA. RefSeq lists its product as uncharacterized. The record is from RefSeq and is a predicted model, not a curated record. NCBI's taxonomy places the organism in Eukaryota, Viridiplantae, Streptophyta, Magnoliopsida, Poales, Poaceae.